Sabethes cyaneus is the source of this 372-nucleotide messenger RNA. RefSeq names its product adult cuticle protein 1-like. Bases 1 to 372 code for a protein of 123 amino acids. Lineage: Eukaryota; Metazoa; Arthropoda; Insecta; Diptera; Culicidae. The record is from RefSeq and is a predicted model, not a curated record. The transcript has 2 exons.
AUGAAGUGCAUCGCAGCUGUAGUCAUGAUGGCCCUGGCCGUUGUUGCUUCGGGAAAUGUCCUCACCUACUCAGCUCCGUGGGCCUACUCAUCCACCGUUGUUCAACAGAAUGUGGUUCCCCGCUGGGCUGCGCCGAUUCCUGUUAGCUAUGCUGCCACCAAUGUUGUCUCGCCAGUUGCCUAUGCCGCUCCGGCACCCGUUGCCGUUGCUUACAACAACGUUGUCCCGGCUGUUGCUCCGGUUGCUGUCGUUGCUCCGGCGGAAGCCCGUUAUCUGGCCGCCAACCGAGGUGCCGUGCACGAUGCUCCCCUUCCGGGACACACCGUGUCGCAGCAAUCGCUGAAUCUUGAACCAGCUGUCGGAACCCUGUAA